This is a messenger RNA of Mercenaria mercenaria, 14339 nucleotides long. Its product is annotated as protein mono-ADP-ribosyltransferase PARP14-like. Gene Ontology annotation, molecular function: RNA binding; transcription corepressor activity; NAD+ poly-ADP-ribosyltransferase activity. Lineage: Eukaryota; Metazoa; Mollusca; Bivalvia; Venerida; Veneridae. The transcript has 30 exons. Gene Ontology annotation, cellular component: nucleus; cytoplasm. Bases 81 to 9443 code for a protein of 3120 amino acids. Gene Ontology annotation, biological process: negative regulation of gene expression. The record is from RefSeq and is a predicted model, not a curated record.
CACAUGUUUUCAUAUCUGCCGUCAUGUGAACGAUUCAAUAGCUUGGUCAAAUAUGUGAAAAUGGUAUUUUAGCCAAGGAAAUGGAGACAUUAGAAAAGAUCUGUGAACAUUGCCUUGCGGUUUGCCAAGUUCCAAUCGGAGUAUCAGAAAUUUACUUACGCAGUCGUGUUGAAAGUCAGUUUCAAUAUGGGCGAAUAUUGGACACUGACAGAGUCGACGGAAUCGAAAGUAGCAGAAACUUGACGAGAUUUGUGCUAUUAUGUUCCUCAGCAGCAGAUGUAGAUCAUAUGUGUAAAGAGGUGAAAGAGGAAGAUAUACAAAUAGAAGACAACCAUUUCACAGUGAAAUAUCAGAAAGCAGUAUCUUGUGAAUUUCCAGACAGAUGGGAUGAUUUUGAGAUACUAGAGCCUGAUAACAGUCAGCCUCAGUCCUCUACUGAUUCAACACGUGAACCAGAGUCACAUGUAGGACCAGAGCUACCACCCAGGAGACCAAAACAACAAACACCACCACAUGCAUGGCCUCAAGGACCCUAUGGUGCUAUGUCAGGAUUUUAUCACAACAUACCAAUACAUCCUCAGGGAGAUGCAGAUCACAUACAAGGAGCUUAUGAUCUAAAAAUGAACCAAGACGAUAUACGUCAACAAAUGCAUAAGUUUGCAAAUGCACAGGCUCAGCCUUCCAUGCAAGGGCAUGAACACCAGCAAGAUGAUCCUCUAGGCUUGGGCCCGCAACAUGGUCCACAGCAAAUGUUUCAGUGUGACCCUGGUGGUCAAGGACAGUUUCAACCAGGGUUUUCUAUGUUUGCAAUGCCCCAAACUUCUCAGCCUGACAAACAUAAUGCCCCAAGAGAACAAAAUAUGCAAUUUAGACCUCGAAUGCCUAUGCCAUUUAUGGUUUAUGAUCCUCAAAGUCGUCAGAUGAUCCCGUUUCCUGGACCAGGAUUUCCUGGCAUGCCACCACAGCAGGCUCAAGAGGGAAGUGAACCUUGGAGACUUCCACCUCAGCUGCCUUCAGGACCACCUCCACCUUACAAUGAUGAAAAGUUCAGAGGUCAAGGCCAGUCUUUUGAAGUCAAGUCAUCAAUAGACAGACCUGAUUAUGGUUUAGCCAGGCAGAGUCAAAUCAUUGCAGAUCAGGAUGAAGAAAUGCAAAACUUGCAGGCAAAAUUAGGGAGAGAAAACCAAGCAGAAACAAUAGGAGGCCAAGAACAUGGGCUACAGCAUGGAACUAUAAAUGAGGAACCAGAAGAUAAAAAAGAGGAACCAGAGAUGCUAGUUACCGAUGAGAACCAAACAAAAAUAGUGGUCAGCAACCUGCCUUCGACUGUUCAUGAAGAAUAUUUGGAAAUGUAUUUUGAGAACACAAGAAAGGGUGGUGGUGGUCCCGUGUUCCAUGUUGACAUUAAUGAAGAGAAUGGUACAGCUAUUGUGGAGUUUGAAAACCCAGAAGCUGUCGAUAUUGUCUUAAACAAAUGUCCAAUAAAGAUGAUGGGACAAGAAGUUGAAGUGAUAGUAUACAAGCCAGAGCCUCCUGUUCCGCGGUGUACCAUCGAAGUGACUGGUCCAUGCAGUAUCGUGUGUGAGGAACAGCUUGAGACAUUGGAAAUGUACUUUGAAAGUUUUAAACGGUCCGGUGGUGGUGAAGUAGUUGAUUGCAGAUUUGAUAAAGAAAAUAAUAUGGUCCUUAUAACAUUUGAGAAUGAAGAAGUGGCACGAAGAGUCGAAGAAAGAGUGGCUCAUGUUGUAAGAAAAGAAAAACUCAAUGUCGCACUACAUGUUCCUACCAAACUGUCCAAAAAGUUAGACAAAACGAAGGAAGAAGAUGAACCCGAACCACCAAAAACAAUCAAAGUGAAAGGUGUUGACAAGUCUGCAUCUAGAGAUACAGUUGAAUUUUACUUUGAAAAUUCAAGACAGUCCGGAGGUGGCGACAUUGAAACUAUCAAAAGUUAUGAAGAAGAUGAGGAUGUCAUAUAUAUCACAUUUAAAAACCAAAAAGACGCAAUUAAAGUGAUGGAAAGAGGCCAUCACAAAGUGGACGGCAAAGAGCUGAGUGUUUCACUGUAUGUGCCUCCAACACCGCCACCGACUUAUGAGAACAAGAUUCUUAUCAAAGGAUUAAAAUCAGACACAACAUAUGAUUGUUUGUACAACUUCAUACAGGCAAAGACAGGAUAUGAACCAGAUUCUAUGUUCUGGCAUGCAGAACAAGAAGAUGUUGUCAUCAUUACCUUUAGUGACAACCCAGAUUUCCAGGAACUCGAGAAGAUAUUCGGAAAAACUAAAUUGGAAGGAGCCUCACUGAAGGUUUAUCAGGUUCCAAUAUCUAGCUGUAUAAUAGUGGCUAACCUGCCAUCUGGUGUUACUAAAGAAACUAUUGAGUUCUACUUUGAAAACACUCGAAAAAGUGGUGGGGGACAGGUUGAGAAAGUGGUGAUGAAUGAUGAUGACACUUGUCUUGUCUACUUUGCUGACUAUUCAAUAAUUGACAAAGUCCUCGGUAGAAAACAUGUUUUGAGUAAACAACAAUUAGGAGUGAAACGAUACCAGGAAUGUCUAGGACGCCCUGAAGGAGAUAUCUGUGAAAGGAAACUAAAUCUACCUGGUCCUGUGAAGAUGAAAGAUAUUUGUCCUCAGAAACAGAAAUUUUUAAAAGCUUCUAAAUGUUAUCAAGAAGCUCUAGAGAAACAUAUGCAGAGCUGCCAUGCGCGUGUUGUAUUGCCUACAGAUGGUGCGGACGUAACUUUGAAAUGUGCUAUAUCAGAAGAUGUAGAGAACUGUUUUACGCUGGUUAAAACAUGGAAAAUGGAGGCAGAGAAAUGUUUUGACCAUUUCUUAAACACAAUCGUUGUCCAUCAGAUAAGUGUUUUGCAAGAAAAUUGGGACAAGGCUGUGGAACGGUUAGAGCCCAUUACAAGAAAUGUUCGUGAUAAUGUUGCAGUGUUUUUAGAAAAGAAUGACGCCAUUGUAACAGUUGUUGGAAACAAACAUCCUGUUGAAAAUGUUGCAAGGAGCAUUUACGAAAUAUUAUUGAAAAUUGCAGAAGAAGCUCAAAUAGUUAAGGAAACUUUCAACAGUUUAAAAUCUUUAGAGACAAGAUUGCUUCUUGUCAGCAAAUUUCCGACUACGGUUGAGGAACUGAUUCCAGAAGUGAAAGUAAAAAUCAAUCAAGAGAAAAAUGAAAUAUUGUUUGAAGGGUCUCGAGGAAAUGUACGCGAUGCAAAAUUAAAAUUGUAUGAAAUGAAAAGCAAAUAUGUGCAAAGGUCUCUUGAAAACAUAUCCACACUUUCAGCAGGACUUCUUAAAGUUAAGCAGACAAAACAAUAUAUUGUGAAUAAAUUUAAAAUGCAACAGGUUACUGGAGUUUGGGAAAUACAGGGGCAAACACUGGUAAUUAUCAGUACAUCAGAACAAACAAUUGAUCAGUGUGUAAGCAUAAUCCGUGCAUCAGUAAUGGAACAAUGUGUAGGAUUGACAAAAUCAUCUGCGUCUGUUAUGAAUUCAGAGGCCUGGCUGUAUAAGGUAGAAGAAUGGCACUCUCAGUAUGCUGGAAAGGCACACAUUGCUGUUGAUGAUUUCAUGACUAAAGUUGAGAUUUGUUCUACAGAUGACAUCGCAAACGAACUUUUAGAUAGCGUGAAGAUUUUUCUUGGUUCCAACACAGUAUUAGAGGAAAACAUACCUUGUAACAAACAUCUGCACAAAUUGAUAGAAAAGCAUCACAAAAAUGAAAUCAGUCAAAUUUGUAAAGAGUUACAGAGUUACCAUGUAAGCAUUAUUUCCUCAGAAUAUAAUGGAUGUAGGAUAUGUGGCACUGAAGACGGAAUUAUGAAAUCGAAAGAAUUACUAAACAAACUAUUUGAUAAAGUCAAGCUAAAAGAUCGUACAGUAGCAAAACCAGAUUUAGUUCAACAAAUGAAAACGCAUAGCGUUAUGGACGAUUUAAGUGCUACAGAAAGAUCCAUUCCUCAUGUAAUAUCAUUGAAAGAUGAAUGGGACAAAGAGCAAAAGUGCAAUAUUUUAUCUACAAUCAAUGAAAAAAGAAACAAAAUUAAGGUGAAAGCUAGCUGUAAAGCGUAUGCCAACAGGAAAGUGUACACCGCAGUAGGUGACAUAGCUGAGAUGCCUGUACAAGUCCUCGUAAGUGCUGCCGAUGAAACAAUAAAUCUCAGUGAGGGAAUAGGGAAAGCAUUGGUUUUAAAAGGAAAACCGAAAGCCGAUUAUAUUGUUCAUGUUAUUGGACCGGUUUGGAGAGGUGGAGAAAACAACGAGGAAGACAUGUUGGAAGAGACGGUUUUUAAAUGCAUGCAGCAAGCCUCUGAAAAGGGUGCGACAUCAAUGGCAAUACCUGCAAUCAGUUGCGGUGCAUUUGGAUACCCAGUUAAACAGGGUACCAAAACAAUAGUAAAAGCUAUGAAAAACUUCUUUCAUGAAGUCCAAGAGAGCCGUAUAUCAGAUAUAUAUCUGUGUGAUGUAAAAUGUAACACAGUCGAUAGCUUCACAGACGCCUUAAAAACGGAAUUUGACAACAUACAUAUUGAAGAUGAGUCUGAAGAGAAAGAUAAUGAACCAUAUGUAGACCUAUCCCCGCAAUCCAGAUCGGACUAUUAUUCACGCCAACAAAUGGCAGAAAUGGGUAGUGAUGAUGUGCAUAAUGAUGAGUAUUACACAAGUUCAGAUGCAGAUAAAUUUGUGAACAGCGGCCGCCGUAAAGUGGAAGAAAAAGAGUUAGAUGUUGCUCUCUGUAAUCCUCCAGUACCAGCAACAUCCUACAAGAACAAGUUUCUCAUUAAAGGAUUAAAGCCAACUACAACACAGGAUUGUUUGUUCAACUUCAUAGAGGCAAAAACAGGAUCUAUACCACAAACCAUGGACCAUCAUGCAGAACAAGAUGGUGUUGUUAUGGUUACCUUUACUGAAAGUCCAGAUUUCCAGGAAUUAGAGAAGGUAUUUGAAAAAAACAGAUUGGAAGGAGCCUCACUAAAGCUAUACACUGUUCCAAUAUCUAACUGUAUAACAGUGGCUAAUCUAGCAUCGGAAGUAACGAAACACACUGUUGUGUACUACUUUGAAAAUACUGAAAAAAGUGGCGGCGGACAAGUUGAGGAGGUGGUGAUGAAUGACGAUCAAACAUGCCUCGUAUACUUUGCAGAUUUUAAAUUAAUUGAUACAAUUUUAGAAAAGAAACACAAAUUAUGUGGAAAACAUCUUAAUGUGAAACGUUACCAUGAUUGCCUUGGCAGACCAGAAGGAGAAAUAGCUGAAAGAAUGUUACGUAUACCAGAAGACUUAGUACUUAAAGAUGUUGACCCUAAAAAAAUCAAAUUUAUGAAACAUUCCAAUCAGAAUCGCUCAGCUUUAGAAAUACAGCUGGACACUUUUUACACAAAGAUAUAUUGGCCUGAUGAAACUGGACAUGUUGUUUUGACAUGUACAUUAACAAGAAAAGUGAAGGAUUGUUUCAGAUUGGUAAAGCAGUGGAAGGAAACAGCAGAGCAGAACUUUCGAGUCUUCAUGAAGAACAUUUUUGUUAACAAAGUGCCAGUGCUGCAGGAUAUUUGGUCUAAAGUAAUGGAAGAACUAAAAACUGUCACAAUAGAUAAUCCAGAAGCUGUUGCUAUAUUCGUAGAUAAAAAUGAGGGCAUUAUAACACUUGUAGGGAACAAACGUGUUACUGAAAGUCUUUCAAAAAAGAUUGUUUUUGUUAGAAAAAAGGUCAUGGCAGAAAUAGAGAUGGAGCGUGAAAAAAUUAAAGAAGUUUUCACGUCAUUGAAAUUAAUUGAAACAAAAAUGCUUUUAGCUGAUAAAUUUCCCGCAGAAAUGGAGAAUCUUUUCCCUGACCUAAAGGUAAUAAUAAACCAAAACAAAAAUGAGAUUGUUUUUGAAGGGCCAUUAGGGCAGGUACGUGAUGCAAAGUUGAAGAUGUAUGAAAUGAAAAGCAGAUUUGCAAGUGCUAGUAUUGACAAAAUAUCCGAUCUAGCAGCUGGGUUGUUCCUUUUGAAACAGACAAAUGACCACAUAGUUAAAAAAUUAAAAGCAUAUCAUCUCACAGCAGUGUGGGAUAUCAUAGACGGAGGCUUGGUUGUAUACAGUACAUCUGUUGAACAAAUUCAAGAUUGUUUGAGUGUAAUACGUGGGUCAGUCAUUGAAAACACUAUUGCUCUUAAAAAUGCUUCGAAAACAUUGGUGAAUUCAGAAGGUUGGCACACUAAAGUUGAUGAAUUACAUGCUCACCAUACUGGAAAAAGCUACAUAAAAGUAUCAGAGGAUGCUAGAAAAGUUCAGAUUUGUGCUACUGAUGAUAUAUCAAAUGAAAUAGUCGAUAGUUUGAAAAAGUUCCUCCGUUUGACCACUGUGACAGAAGUAAAAGUCACAUGUACCAAGAAUGUCUGUCGUCUGAUUGAAAGACAUCAUAAAAGCGAACUUCAAAAUAUUGCAAAAGUUUUACAGCACAGUCAUAUACAGAUAGUGUCAGUACCAGGAUAUGGAGGAUUUGAAGUCCAUGGAACGGAAGAUGGUAUCCAAAAAGCAAGAUCAGAUCUGUUGGCAUUAUUAAAAAGAGUACAACAGCGUGAAUAUAUCUUGAGCAAACCUGGGUUAGCUGAUCACAUGCAAACCCCGAAAGGAAAAGACAACCUUAAUACAAUAGAAAGUACACUGGCAUGUGUGGUGUCUGUGAAGGGUGAUGAUUAUGAUGAGGAAAUUCUUGAUGAUCCCUAUGAUACAAUUCCAGCACACAGUGAAGUGAAUGAAAAUAUUGGAAUUAAAGGACUGAAAAUCAUAGGUUAUUGUAAGGCAUAUGAUUGUAGGAAUAUAUAUACAGCAGAGGGUGACAUGACAGAGCUGACUGUUGGUAUGAUUGUAAACUUAGCAGAUGACAAACUCAGUUUAACUGGAGGACUUGGAAAAGCUCUUGUGCAAAAAGGUGGCAAAGAAAUACAGAGGGAAUGUACUGAAUACAUAAAAUACGAAGGCAGACUUGAUGACGGUGAUACAUUUGUUAGUACUGCAGGAAAGUUAAAGGCAGAUUUUAUCGUACAUGUAAGGGGACCAGUUUGGAGGGGAGGCAUGAUGAAGGAAGAUGAGAUGUUGGCAGAAGCUGUCUUUAAGUGUCUUCAGCAAGCUUCUACAAGAAGUCUCACAUCAGUUGCUAUGCCAGCUAUAAGUUGUGGUACAUACGGAUACCCUGUGCGGAAAGCCACCUUGACAAUAGUACAAGCUGUGAAAAACUUUUUCCGUGAAGUGCAGGAAAGCACAGUGACAGAUAUAUACUUAUGUGAUAUGAAGUUAAAUAUAGUUGAAGCAUUCAACGCCUCACUCAGCAAUGAAUUUGGUGGAACAGAUUUCCAGAAAUAUGUUCUUAAGCAGAAUGAAAGGCCACGUCCAGCCGCGAGAAAGUCUGCUUCAUAUGAUGAUGAGUAUGAGGAUAAUCCUUAUGAUAUACGACCAAUGGACACUGACGAGGAGGAAGAUGACGACUACUACACUAGCUCUAGUGUCAUGGCUCCUCCUAGAGGAAGACAACCGCCUCUUUUACCAAAGGGUAGACCUAUUAAGCGAAGUGACAGCGGUGCAAGUAUAGGAAAUAUUGAUGUUUCUGUUGUGAAAGGGGAAAUUGCUCGACAAAAAGUUGAUGUGAUAGUUAACACUACCGCUAAAAAUCUUGACUUAAAGAAUGGAGCUGUUUCAGGCUCGUUAUUGAAAACAGGCGGAAUAAAACUUCAGCAAGAAGUAUCAGGAAAAUAUCCAAACGGUAUAAAAAUUGGUGAACUAGCUAUAACAUCUGGGCAGAAACUGAAGUGUGAUGUUGUUAUCCAUAGUUCCAUGACAAAUUGGGAUGGAAGCAAAGAUACAUUAUGUAAACAGGCUUUACAAAAGUUAGUGAAAGACUGUAUGAAAGAAGCAGAGAAACAAAACAAGACUAGUAUAGCAUUUCCUGCUAUAGGCACUGGUAACCUUGGAUUUCCCCGCGACAUAGUGGCAAGCGAAAUGCUUACAGCUGUAUCCAAAUUUGCAAAAAGAAACCCAGUGUCUAGUGUCAGAGAUGUUAGAUUUAUAGUUUAUCAGAAGGAUUUUCAAACAAUUCAGGCAUUUGAAGCUGAAAUUGAAAGAUGGGCUUCUGGGAAACGUGGUGGGAUACAAAGACGGAAAUUUAAUGCAUAUGAAGACUUACAGCAAGGAAGACGGAAAGGAUGGUGGAGUGGAAAAGAAGCAGAUGAUGAUCAAUCUAGCAGACCGAAAGGGAAGAAAAAGCCCAAGACACAAACGGACCCUCAUACAGUCACAUUUAUUAUUCUUGCUGUGUCGGAAGAUACAAUCAACCAAGCUAUUAAGAAAUUGGAAAGUUGCCUUGAAAAAGAUGUCCACUUUAAACGCUUUGAUGAUAGCAUAAUAAUGAAAAUGGAUGAUAAUCAGGUGAUGGAGAUUAAAGCAAUUGCAAGGCAGUUUCACCUCGAGAUGCAACUGGAAUCAGCUAAGGGACAUAUACAAAUAUCUGGUAUUGCCUCGAAUGUCAUGUCUGCAUCUGAUAAAAUUCAUAGGAUAAUGCGAGAUGCUGUUUCGCUUGAACAAGCGAAACAUUGUGCGGCACUUAUGAGUAAUCUUGUCCAGUGGAGCUACAUAGAGACAGGAGAAACUGGCCAGUCACUGAUACCAUAUGACAAGGAUUUGAAUUACAAAAUAGAAACUGCAUACAUCUCGAAAGCACCAAAUGUGAAAUUCAGCUCUAAUAAAACCAAAUAUGUGGUGGAUUUCAACAAAAUGGAAGAAUACCCUGCGGAUGAUAUGACUGAUGUUGUGACAGUUUUACGUAGAGAUCUUGUGAAGCAGGGUGUCUUUAAACUACCAUUACUUUGGGCAGAUAUGACUGGAAAUCUUGAAGUUGUUGUACUACCGACUGCAAGUCAAGAAUAUCAAGAUGUAUCACAACAGUGUGUGGCUUCAGCUGGUGCUGGUUUUACUGUUGUUAAGGUAGAGCGUGUGCAGAAUAAGACGCUUUGGGCUCAGUACCAGGCAAAGAAGAAACAGCUUGAUGAUCAGAACCCACCCAAUACUACAAAUGAAAGAUUAUUAUGGCAUGGCACAGCAGUGGAAACAGUAGACUUUAUUAAUGAAUUUGGAUUUAAUAGAAGUUACUGUGGCAGAAAUGCCACGAUGUAUGGUCACGGCGUAUAUUUUGCAGUAAGUGCACAGUAUACAUGUAGAAAUACAUACUCCCGACCUGAUCCUAGUGGCGUAAAGAGAAUGUACUAUUGUCGUGUGUUGACAGGGGAGUUUACUCAAGGCAAACAAGGAAUGCGUGUACCGCCGAACAAAGGUGGCGCUGGGAGCACAGCUUUAUAUGACUCUGUUGUUGAUGGACCAGGCUCUCCAGGAAUGUUCAUUAUAUUUCACGACACACAAGCCUAUCCAGAAUAUCUUGUAUCAUUUAAGCCGCAGUAAAAAAUCCAUGAAAAUAUGAGGAGAAAUAAUGACAGUGUAUGGUUCGGCCAUCCUUUCACUCUGCUUUCAGUUUCAGUAUAUUCUAAUAUUUGUAAAUUGUGAAAAUGAUCAGCAUGCAUUUCAUAGUGCUGUAUUACAUUGACACAUUGGAUAAAUUUGAAUCUUGUUGCCUGACCAAAAUAAUAAAAAUUGAUACUUGCAUUGGUCUUAAAAUGCAAAAAUGUAAUUGUUCUAAAUGAAAAAGUAGUAAACAAAAUCAUAAGGCCUAAAAAGAUCUUUGUUUCCGGUAACAUGCUCAAAAAAAUUAGGGUUGGUAGGUCGGAAAAUAUUGAUUUUUUUGAUUUUUUUUUAUUUAGUGAGACUUCGGAAAGUAUUUUUAUGUCAAAAAAUGAAUACAAAUAAGGGGGUUAUGCCUUUCGAGCAUCAGUAAGUUGAUUUCUAACAUCACUGGCCAUGUUUAAAGCAUAAAAAAGAAGUUUUGCUUUUUUUUGUUAAAGUUGAAAAAAUUAUUCUCGAAAGCCAUAAAAAUAUUUAGGGUCGGGCCAAAAAUUUAGGGUAGGUCGGGAUACCGGAAACAAACAAUUGUUUCUACGCCUAAGAAACUUAUGUAAAUACAGUGCAACCCCUGUAGAGCAACACCCUUUGAGAGAUACAAAUAUUGACUUAUGUAGAGGUUGUUGUUCUGGAGAGGUAACUUUGUUAGUAUAUUUCAGCUUAGGGAAAUUUUGAUGAUGUUGUUAUCGAGAGGUUUUGGCUUAAGAGAGAGCCGCUCUGGAGAGGUUGUACUGUAUAUCAAGUAUUAUAUAUAGCUGAAGUCUUUGGUGAAGUUUAGAAAACACACCUGAAACUAUUUAAUAUGAUUCCAUUUUCGUUAAAAUUUACAAUUGUUUGUUAUAAGUACAUUGUAUAAAAGCUAUUCACAUUUUCUUUUGAUAUUUAAUCAGUGCGUUAAUACAUUCCCUUUGGAGCACGGAACGCAAACAAUCGAAGUGAUAGUUGAGUCUAUCCAUGAUAAGAAAUGAAAUUAAAUCAGUUAACAACACUGAGGCUAAGUACACAUUUUUAUAUCAAUUUUAUCUGUUUCACUUGAUUUUAAAAUUCAGUUGGCAAAUGCAAGUAGCACAAUUGUGCCAGCAGAUGUCUGAAAAGUGUGUGUCUUCAACAUUAAUGAUGUAAAUACUACAGAAUUAUUGUACUGAUACAUUUAUUUGAACUUUCUCUCUAGAUAUUUGAACUUUCUCAUUUGUCAUUAAUUAUUGUGCGUUCAAAAUGUCUUUUAGAAAGCUUCAGUUCAUUUGCCAAUCGCAUCAAUUUAUUUUGGGAACGCUUUGAUUUAAUGACCAUUGUUGUUGACUAUUCCAUAAAGGAUUUUAAUCAGAGAGAAGUAGGCUUUAACCCCUCUUGAUUUAAUUAUUCUUAUUGAGCUUUAAACGAAUUACAUUGUAUAGCGAAGUUCAAAUAAUUAGACAGAUUUUCAAAUCAGUUAGUUUCUGUUAAUUUGACGUUCCAUACUAUGUGGGGAAGCUCUGUAUAGAUUAACAUUUUUCUUUUGUCUGUUCUUAAAUUGUCGCCAGAUAUUGUAUAUCAGUUCACCUUUCAAUUUAAAUGGUCAGCAUGUGGUUCUGGGACAACUUACGAAUAAAAAGAAUUGGAACCACCGCAUUACGUUUGCAUGCUCGUAGCAGGCGCCCAUAACAGGGUCUGAACUAUGGUGGUUGAUUUCUGCCAACUUUGCAUUUUCGCUUUUUCGCCCGCUUUAGAUAUGUUUAAGGAGGAUGAUUCUCUAACUGAAGGUUCUAAUUCAUUCCAUAGCUAAUGCUGGUAUAUAAAUUUUGAGAAUAUUUCUGUACGGCGUACUGAAGUCACAAGGUUGUCAUUAUUAGUAGACUGGUAGUGUUAUGAGAUGUGACAGAAUGUAUAUUUUAUACAGCGCAUGUGCUACAGGUAGGCGACAAAGCGAAAUAACAACAUUUUUAAAAAUCUCGCCUUGUCGUUUCGUCGCCUAGGACAAAGCGAAAAGGCGAACACCCGCCAAAAGAAAAUCUCGCUUUGUCGCCUUCCUGAGCAUGCACACCAUUGUUAUGAGAUAUGAUAGAAUGUAUAUUUUAUGUAGACCUUGCGCAAGAGGGAGGCAUCUAAGCGAAAAGGGGAGACUUCUAGUAUUUGGCGGGUUGUCACCUUCUCGCUUUGUCCCAGGCGACAAAGCAACAAGGUGAAAAGGCGAGAUAUUUCGCCUUAUCGCGUUGUGGUUUUUCGUUUGUCGUGUUCUCAAUCUCGCCUUUUUGCCCUGGCGCCCGCGAUAAAGCGAAAAGGCAACAACGCGCCAAAAACAAAAAUCUCGCCUUUUUCGCUUAAAGGCGAAGUUCGCAGAAAUCAGCCACCAUACUGAACACUUGGUUUUGCUGUAUCCCUGUGAUUCCAGCAAGUGUAAAAGUUGUGGUUCCAAACCUCAAUUUAAAUGUUGAUGUAUAUUAGAUUUGAUUAGAUUUCUAUUUUUGUACACACAUUUUAUAUGAUAAAUCAGCACAAUUAUUAAUUAAUUAAAAACUGUCCGAUCAAUUUGAGUAGCAUUGCGUGUGUUCUUGCAAUGUUUUGAAAGUACACCUCUGAUCAAUAUGAUUCUAUACACUCAUCACAGUUUUGAAAACAUAAGUGAUAUCUCCUGCAAGAAAAAUUCUCAUAUGCCGCGCUUAUUGCCCCUCCCCCUCACCCCACCCAUUUCACCCCUUCCAAACGAUUUUUUUUUCACAUUGCUAAUACUGAUUUUUUUCUUGUUUUGGGACUACCUCUGUGCUUUUCAGGAUUUGUUCAUACAAAAAACUGUUGUCUAAAUAUUCAAGGUAAGGCGAGUGACCUAGGGACAUGAUGGUGCUCUUGUUUAUGUCAGAGGUAGAUUGUUUGCUCUUUGUCGGUUGGUCAACUUCCCGAUCCAUAGUUAGAGAACGUUUUGGCUGUAGACGGUAAUCAAACUAAUUUGGAUGACUGCCUCAUAGGUAUUGGUUUCAAUGUCACUAUGUCAAAAGUCAAGGUCAAACUGACAUCGAGACUUAAAACAAUUUCCCAUCAAUAACAAUUUCUGGAGAUCGAUUCGCUCUGCAGUAGUCAAACUAAAUAGGAUGAUUGCCUGUGGUCUAUAAAUGAACUAUAUUGUUUUGGGUUUCAACAAGUCUAAGGUCAAGGUCGAAAUGACCUCGGAACUGGAAACAGUUUCCGAUCAGUAACUUAAAAAGAUUUGGCUAGUAAAUGUACAACUUCAGUUUAUAAGAAUAUUGGUUUUGAAUUUUAAAGGACAGUGUAACACUGGCCUUGAGAUUAAAGCCAUUUUCGGAUAAGCCAGAAAACGUUUAGGCAGAUGACAGCAUGCUUACCUGUGGUGAUUAUAUGAACUCUGUUGUUUUUAUGUCAUAAUGUUAAAGGAAAGGUCAAUAUCAGAGAAUACUUAAAAUUUGAAAUUACACUCCAGGUUACCUUAGACAAGCCAUCAUUUGGGGGCAUAUGUGUUUUACUGACUGCUCUUGUUACUAUCAGAGUUAUGUUUACAAAGGGUGUUAACAAUUUCGUACUGGAAUAAAGGUGUUUUAGGGUUUUCUUCAAAGCACUUCUAUGUACAUUUAUUUUGAAAAAAAAGACUGAUAUCUUAUAAUUUAUGCUUGUUUACUUAUAAUUUCAUAUUUAUCAUGCUCUUAAGUAAGGGACCCUUAAUGAUUACCGGAAAUUUAUAUUAUACUUAAGAAAUGAUUUUCCCCUGUUCAUGCGAAAUGAAAGACAGAAUAGGAUGUCGCGCUAGCGAUUCAUAUUUAAUUUUCCGAUCUUAUUCUGUCGUUCAUUUUGUAUGAACGUCGAAAAAAAAUUAAUUCGUUUCUUAUAUUAUAUUAUAUUCCCCUUCCAUCAGCUUCCACCAGAUGGAACAACUGCGACGCCAAAACAGCGGCCCAUUAUCACUAAGCAACGCUGACAUUCUUUUUAAAACAAUAUGAUCGUCAUGAUUGUUAAUGGAAAAGAAUAGGGCGGAUGUAAAUAUAUAUGUAUAUUAAACACAUUGGCACUUCCUAGCAGGUAUGAGCUUCCUCAUGCUAUUGAGAAAAUGUGAUCGCACGGAACUUGCCUGGUGUCAUACCUGCAGUAUGUCUGACAAAGGAAUAAAUGACAUUUCGCGAUUGCAAGAAAUGUUAUUAUAUAAAUAUAAUGUGUUUUUUACAUUCACGAAAGAUUAUGUAUGGGAAGAAAACUAUUUUAUUUCCGUAUAAACACAUUGGCGUUACGAUAUCAAGGACGGUCUUUUCCGUGAGAUUGCACGCCAACCUGACGUCAUUUACAAAAAAAAAAUGUAAAAGGUCGUCGUUCGUAAAAUUCUUUCACAAUUUGACACCGAAAUUUCAAAAAGAACAAUUAAUUAAAACUAAAACAUUUUUUUUUCAACGGUAAAGAUCAAAUCUGAAUCGACACCACUAUAUUGUUUUUCAACGAUAUUUUAAAUGGAAGCAGAGAACUGUAUUUCUGUCGAACUGUGAAUUACAACAGAACGUGGGCGGGUCCUUUUUCCUGUUUUAUUUACAUUUUGAAAAGAUUUUUCAUUUUCUAGACUAAAUUUUCAAGGAAAGCAGACCACUUUUUGUAGCCAUCUAUAGCAAUACAAAUGUUAGAAUGAAAUAAAGCGUUUUUGGAUUUGCAAGAAGUCACAGUGCUGUUUAUACCCGUAUAAUGCACAAAAAUAUCAGUUUAAAAUUCUGAAGUAAGUAGUAAUGACUUAAUUAAGAUAAUGAAUAUAACAAUAAUAUUUCUGCAGGUACAUUUUUCUUGUAUCUUAGUAUGCCUAAAAUAUUUAUCUUCAGUAAUUAGAAAAAGUGUUACUAGCUGCUCUGUUUGGUAUUUAUAAUUAAACUCUCUUUCAAAAGA